GCUGCUUCAGCGUGAAGAUGGUAGGCAGUCUGUGUGCCCGUAAGUUGGCUCGGCGAUCACGGUCUGCGUUAAUAGCGGCACUAACUGUGCUACUAAUUCAGACACUUAUUGUAUGGAACUUCAGUAGCCUGGACACGGGGGAAGACAGGGAAGACGGUGGCAACGGCAGAGAGAAGCGAGACCGAAUCGGUAUCAACAAAGCCUACAGCGAGUAUCCGAAAAGCGGCUUCCAGCGAAGACAUCAUCAACCACCACUGGGAAAGGCAGCCGUUCGGCAUAAGCAGCAACCGGAUGGCUAUCACUCCCAUCGGCCGAAGGAGAAAGUCCGGGUGGACAGCAACAACGAGAACUCGGUGCCCAAAGACUUUGAGACCAUUGACAACAGUAACUUUGGGGCGGCGCGGGCGCAGACGCAGAGCCAGCGGCAUGCUGCAGGGGGCGCCGCGGGCACUGGUGGCGCUGGUGUGGGCGGCGGAGGUGCGGGCAGCAGCAAGCGCAAGCAGCUGCUCCUGGAGCGGGCACACGCCCAGCAGAACCUGGCCAAGGGCUCCAACGAGGUCAUCCAGUACGGCCAGAAGUACGGCAUGACCGCGGCCGCCAUCGGCGGCGGUGGUGGACGCAACCGCAGCGCACCCCUCCACGUCGCGGGCGGGGCAGGUCCGCGCACGACCAGGCCGAACCCUGGACACGCGGCCACCCAGCCGCACCGGCACCACCGACCACAGCCGGCGGUUCAGACCAGGCGCACGGUGGCGCCCCCGCUGGCCGAACUGCGCUACGACCAGCCACCCAAGUGCGAGAUCAGUGGCAAGGAGGCCAUCUCGGCCCUGUCGCGCGCCAAGACCAAAGAGUGCCGGCAGCAGAUCGCCGAGGUGUACUGCCGCCACAAGGAGGGAAAACUGAUGCCCGAGAAGGUCACUCGCUACUGCCCUAUAGAGGGCAAGGCCAACGUGAACGUGCAGUGGGAUGAGGACUCGGUGGAGAGCGCCCCAGCCGUGCCCGUUCGCAUCGCCUUCAUGCUGGUGGUCCACGGUCGCGCCACGCGCCAGGUCCAGCGCCUCUUCAAGGCCAUCUACCACACCUCGCACUUCUACUACAUCCACGUGGACAUGAGGUCCAACUACCUGCACAGAGAGAUGCUGGCGCUGGCCGCCCAGUACCCCAACGUGCGCGUGACCACCUGGCGCAUGUCCACCAUCUGGGGGGGCGCCAGCCUGCUCAGCAUGUACCUGCAGGCCAUGGCUGACCUGCUGGCCAUGAAGGACUGGGCCUGGGACUUCUUCAUCAACCUCAGCGCUGCCGACUACCCCAUCAGGACCAAUGAUCAGCUGGUGGCCUUCCUGUCAAAGUACCGUGACAUGAACUUCAUCAAGUCCCAUGGAAGAGACAAUGCACGCUUCAUCAGGAAGCAGGGCCUGGACCGGCUGUUCUUCGAGUGUGACACCCACAUGUGGCGCCUGGGGGACCGGAAGAUUCCGGAAGGCGUCUCGGUGGACGGUGGCUCGGACUGGUUCCUGAUGAACCACGUGUUUGUGGACUACGUCAUCAACUCACAGGACGACCUGGUGACCAAUAUGAAGCGCUUCUACGCCUACACACUCCUACCUGCAGAGUCGUUCUUCCAUACGGUGCUGGAGAACAGCCCCCACUGUGAGAGCAUGGUGGACAACAACCUACGCAUCACCAACUGGAACCGCAAGCUGGGCUGUAAGUGCCAGUACAAGCACAUCGUGGACUGGUGCGGCUGCUCGCCCAACGACUUCAAGCCGUCCGACUUGCCGCGCUUCCAGCAAACGACACGGCCAACCUUCUUUGCCCGUAAGUUCGAGGCCAGCGUCAACCAGGAGAUCGUCAACCAGCUGGACGCCUUCCUGUUCGGUGGCUUCCCUCAGGGCACGCCGGGUCUGCGCGCCUACUGGGAGAACAUCUUCGACGAGCCAGACGGCGUGCGCAGCCUGACGGACACGCAGCUCACGCACUACCACGCCUUCGCCCGCAUGGGCCUCUCCCGAGCCGCCGGCUCCCUGCAGGGAGAGCCAAGCGACAACAGCUGCAGGUACUUUGCCAUGGGGAACCCAGUGUCCGUCCACUUGUACUUCCUGUCGGACGAGUUCCAGGGUUACCUGGUGCGGCACCACGCCACCAACCUGGCAACCAGCAAGCUGGAGACCCUGGAGACGUGGGUCAUGCCCCGAAAAUUCUUCAAGUUCUCCCACCCCCCCAACAGCUUCACUCGGCUCCAGCAUGCAGAGAUCGGGACAGAUUGGGACGCUAAGGAGCGCCUCUUCCGUAACUUCGGGAACCUGAUGGGUCCGUCGGAGGAGCCCGUGGGCAUGCAGCGCUGGGGCAAGGGUCCCAACGUCACGGCGACGGUCGUCUGGGUGGACCCCACCAACGUGAUCGCGGCUACCUACGACAUCCUGGUGGACGCGGGGUCGGAGUUCACGCACUACCGGCCGCCCCUCAACGCGCCGCUGCGGCCGGGCAUGUGGACGCUGCGCGUGCUGCACCACUGGAACCCCGUGGCCGAGACGCGCUUCCUCAUCACGCCCCUCACACACCACAGACACCAGCCCAUACGCAAAGAGGAUGCCCUGAAGCUGCACAACGGGCCAGCCAAGAACAGCUACAUGGAGCAGAGCUUCCACGGCCUCAACCCCAUCCUCAACAUCCCCGUGCACCUGGGUCAAGUGGAGGCGGCCGAGCAGCAUGCGGGGCUGACCGGCCCGGAGCUGGAGCGCUGGGUGGACGGCCUGGUAGCCGAGGUGUGGUCGGCCGUGGACGUCUGCAGCGCCGGACCCAGCCCCAGUGGCUGCCCUGUGCUUCAGGCCUGCCGCAACACCCCCUGGAGCUCCCUCAGUCCCGACCCCAAGUCCCGCGUGGGGCCCGCGGGGAGCGACGGGCGCAUCAGGUAGCAGCCGUGACUGGACAGGACGAGAUGGGGGGGCCUCCGGUUCCAGUUCCUACUGCUGUCGCUGCUUUCGCUGACGAUGUGUGUGUUUUGUCGGCGCUGUGGCUUCUUCACGGGAUGGCUUCUCUCUUCUGACAUGUUUUUGUUUUGUUUUGUUGUCGUUGCUGUUGUCGUUUUUUGUUUUUUAUUUAUUCAACUGUUCUUCUCGACCAUUGCUUGUGCAGAGUUUAUGCAGAGCAGCCCAUCUCCCUCUCCCCUCGCAGAACGCUGUUAAUGUUGACUAUAUAUGUUGACUAUAAGAGGGGCAAAAAGAAAACACACACACACACACACACACAUACACACACUUAUACAGCAGCCAGUUGUUCUUAUGAUGUAACUGCUGUUUGUCCAUGAGCUAAGUGCAUUCUGCUUUAGGCAGGCUGAAAGAAUGCUGUCGUCAGUUUUUUUAGUCCCUUUUUAAUUCCUUUUCUUUUUAAUUUAUUGUAGUUUGAUUACUAAAGAAACUGUGAUUUGCUGAGCGGGUCUGGGGCUGACUGAUGCAAGGUUUGGUGUGUAAUAGAUAAAAAGAGAGCUCUUACAUAAUAAUAAGCACAGGAAGGAGCGUUUCCACACUGGCCAAUGUGACCAAAAUCAAGCCCCCUGCACCAGAAAGCCUCUUAUCUAUCUAGAUAUGUUCAAGAGCAGAACACUGCGACCAGACAGCCUCUAUCUAGAUAUGUUCAAGAGCAGAACACUGCGACCAGACAGCCUCUAUCUAGAUAUGUUCAAGAGCAGAACACUGAGGCUGGAAAGCCUCUAUCUAGAUGUGUUCAAGAGCAGAACACUGCAACCAGACAGCCUCUAUCUAGAUAUGUUCAACAGCAGAACACUGAGGCUGGAAAGCCUCUAUCUAGAUGUGUUCAAGAGCAGCACACUGCGAUUAGAAAGCCUCUAUCUAGAUAUGUUCAAGAGCAGCACACUGCGACUAGAAAGCCUCUAUCUAGAUAUGUUCAAGAGCAGCACACUGCGACUAGAAAGCCUCUAUCUAGAUAUGUUCAAGAGCAGCACACUGCGACUAGAAAGCCUCUAUCUAGAUGUGUUCAAGAGCAGAACACUGCGGCCAGUCGUAGGCUACAAUCCAGAGAAAGAGUUGAGCGGACGGAAGAGGCAUUGGUGCUGCACUGCUGUAGUUCAGCGCUGGUUUGCUGCAGUAGUGGCGGCAGCAGCAGCGCUCCCUGUUCGCUUCCUGUUCGCCCUCAGGCUCCUCUCUCUUUCACGCUCCAAAUCGACGUGAGAUGAGCAGGGCGAGUGAAAGAAAGAAGAGGGGAAAGAUGUGGCGAGAGAGAGAGAGCGAAAGAGAGCUUCCGUUUGCUUGUUUUUAGCGACGCGGCGGGUGCCGCACAGAAGCGAAGCAGGAGAUCCUGCGGAGUAGGAGGCGUCCAGACGCAAGCGCCGUGGUGGUGUGCGAUGUGCUGCCGGCGACGUCACAGGCACCAAGCACAGAAGCGGCCUCCCCUUUCCUCUCCUCUCCUCUCUCCUCUCCUCUCUCCUCUCCUCUCCUCUCCCCUCUCUCCUCUCCCAUCUCUCCUCACUUCUCCUCUCUCCUCUCCUCACUUCUCCUCUCUCCUCUCCUCUCUUCUCCGUUGUCUGCCGCUGGUCUGCGUUGGCCGCCUGGAACUUAAAAUGCUGCGUGUCAGCUGUGCUGGCACUCCUGAAGGGAAGACAUUUCAAGUUUUGUUCUUUGACAACUAGUAUUCUAUUCUAUUUUAUUUUAUAUUAUUUCUUGCCUUUUUGGAUAUCCCUUAAGCAGAAGUAUGAGUGUGUAGGAGUGAGAAUAGUGUGUUGGCUAUUUAUUCAUGUGUUUAUAUAAAUGAAAUAGCUACUUUUUUAGUCAAUGACUAAUGUCUAUAUGCUGUUUUUGCAGCUCGUUCAAUACCUUUUGUAACCAAUCUGCCUUUAUUUAAAAAGGCCCUCACCCCUCCCAACCUUGUAACUAUGAUAAAACACACCUCGAUCUCGUGGCGCACCGUAACUCCUUCACUAGUGUUGUGUUUUUGUACACUGGUUGGCAUUCUUCUCAAGCACAUUUCAUUACCCUGUUUGAAGAGCCAGUGGGGGGGCCAACCGUUUGAUCUUUUUAAGACCAGCCGCUUAACGUGUCUGGUUGCGUUGCCUGUCAUUGCCGACUGUGAGUCUGUGUGUAUGUGUGUGUGUGUGAGUGAGCACCUAUAAUUCCCCUGGCCUGGUGGCUACCGUAGUCUCUAUUCUCUGCUAGAAAAUUGGUACGGAAAAUCAGCUGGGCUAGUCGUUUUGCACAUAUGCAGUUUGUUCUUUUCCGUGUCGGUGAGUUGAGCUGGAACAGAACGGUGCAGAACGGGCCUAUACUCCCUAUUUCACUCCCUCCUCUCGGAGAGUUGCACAGCAUCGUAGGCUAGCCCUUGACAAGAGAAACGUAGAAGGACAGCCCGAAAUACCCAGGAUUACUAACGCCCUAGAAUAAUGACAGGCCCUUCUGUAAGUUUCCGUCUAUUCAGCUUUUAUUUUUAGCAGGGGAGAUUUCAAGCUUGCUUGGACUCUUUUAAAAUUCUAUUUGGCAAGGCUACCGUUACCCCAAUUCCUAAAAGUGGAGGCAGGCGUGGGGGAGGGGUGGAGUGUACAAAAGCGAUACGUUUGCACAUUUAGCUUUUCGGCUCAGUCUGUUCAUUAGGGUGUGGUCUGUAGGCCGGUUCAUCUGACCUCUGUGGCCCCUGAGGUCCUUUCUUCGUGGCACAGACCUCGUUCUCUUUUUCCUCUCAGAUUGGCAAUUCCUCUGCCUCUCCACCACCCCCAGUCGUUUUUUUUGUUUGUUUUUCGAUGCCACAUUUUGAGUAAGGUGUCGGCGUUGACAUGUGAUCCAAUGGAGGACGACCACCUCCAGUGAAAAAACAAGAAAACACUCGUCGUGUCAGAUGUGUGAGUUACUCUCCGUGGGGUGCCUGGCAGUGAAGACUUGAGAUAUGACUCUUUUUACAGAUUGAAAAAAAAAAAAACAUACACAGGAACUUUGGAUCCCUUCUAUGCUUGUCUGAGUAGUGUUCAUCGGUACUGUAUUAUUGUGUGGAAAAAAAAGGUGAAAAAUAUUUGAUGGAAAAACAACAAACAAGACAUUGAAGAAAAAAAUAUAAAGAUUAAUGAAGAUAAAACAGUGACUAUUCAUCUCAUCUGCUUUGGGUUUAAGGCCUCUACCAUACGCCAGGGUCCUGGAGGUCGCUGGUUUAAUGAUCUUUGUCAUUGAGGUUCGGCUCUACAGCAGACAAUGUCAGUCCAGCACACACACACACACACAUAUACACAACUAACUGACCAGCUGUGCAUAUGUACACACACACACAGCCAACUCUGGACCAGAUAAAGUCCACCACAACUUACCUCUUUGAAAGAACACACGCAUACACACCAACACACACAAACACACAAGUAGACCGUUUUUUGCGUGCGUGCUCACGGUUUCAAUGAGUGAACAAAUGCUCAAACAUCUUAUGUACUAUAGCUAUUUUGUUAGGAAUGAUAAAUGUAAGACAUAUUUUGUAAUGGACAGAUGUUUUUUUAAAAAAGAAAGAAAAAAGUAUUGUAAAUAACCUUAAGUUAAAAUGUCAAAAGUGUCCAAAUAUGAAUCUAGAGUCAGUCUUAGUAUUUGGCACUGAAGAUUGUAGAUAUCUUAACUGAAAUACUUGGAGGGGCAGUGAGAAAGCAUUGUCAGAAUUGGAUGUGAUAUUUUAUUAUUUUAUUAUUAUUAUUUUUCCUUUUUAAAGAGCUCUU
Molecule: messenger RNA, 6691 nt
Organism: Alosa sapidissima (American shad)
Lineage: Eukaryota; Metazoa; Chordata; Actinopteri; Clupeiformes; Clupeidae
Gene: xylt1
Product: xylosyltransferase I
Exons: 11
Coding region: 18-2915 (965 amino acids)
Biological process (GO): chondroitin sulfate proteoglycan biosynthetic process; heparan sulfate proteoglycan biosynthetic process
Cellular component (GO): membrane
Molecular function (GO): protein xylosyltransferase activity
Source: RefSeq, a predicted model, not a curated record